Molecule: messenger RNA, 1491 nt
Organism: Dioszegia hungarica
Lineage: Eukaryota; Fungi; Basidiomycota; Tremellomycetes; Tremellales; Bulleribasidiaceae
Product: tRNA A64-2'-O-ribosylphosphate transferase
Exons: 3
Coding region: 1-1491 (496 amino acids)
Biological process (GO): charged-tRNA amino acid modification
Cellular component (GO): cytoplasm
Molecular function (GO): tRNA adenosine(64)-2'-O-ribosylphosphate transferase activity
Source: RefSeq, a predicted model, not a curated record
AUGCCAAACGACUACAAGGCCGUACAGCGCCAAACGGCUCAGUAUGACCUCUUCAAUCGGCUCCACUCCAUCAGCUCCGACUCUGAAUUCGUCAGAGCUACCGCGGAGGCUUAUGACCACCGCUUCGAGGUGAUCCCCAAUCAAAGAUGCGGGACGUGGUACUGCGACCCCUCGUCCUCCUCGGCGGUAUACGCCUACUUCAAGUCGACAGACGGGCAUACCGGGAAUUGGGGCUUCAACAUGCGCCGCUCCAACUUGCCUUUUGCUGAAAUGGCAGAGACGAAGGGAGGGGUGAUCUUGGUUGAUUCCACGAGGAGGGGAAAAAGGAUGCCGGACGCGCUGAGCAAGACGGUACCUAUCUGGUGUGCGGUCAUCAACCGUGCUAUAGCUCGGAGGCGGAGAGGAGGCAAGGAGGAAGAGUGGGAUGGAGAGCUGUACACCCCACCUAAUGUGGUGUCGGGGAGCGAGAGGGCGCAGAUCGAGGAAAAGCUGGAUGGUUGGGCAGAGGCACUCGAGACUUCUACUCUACCCCUUCCUGAUCUCCUUCGACCCCUCCGUCCAUUCUGGAUCCACCCAAAUACGACUCAACCACCACAUAUCCCCCCUGAUCCGCCUUACACACCAAUCAUCUGCGUAUCCGCCUCGCGCUGGGUCGGCUCAGAGGACAACGUGCCGCUCGUGACCAAGCUGGCCGGGCGGACUGUAGGCUUCAGCUAUGUCCAAGGCGCAGGAGACGACGAUGAGCUUUGGUCCAAGGGCUUGACACCGGCGCUAUUUUAUCGGAACAAAGAGCGGCUUCUAGCGGUAGACAGGGAUGAUCUGGGCGAGCUUGUCGAGGAUAUCGUGGGCGGUCUGGAGGGACUCACAUCGAACCUCGGCGGUCUCAAGGUGGACGACGUAUCGGCCGUCGGCGUCCCCGGUCCCAGCUCAAAGCUCGCCCUCGCUAUCGGCGCCCCCUCCUCCUCGUCUACAUGGACCUACCCCGCUCCCAUUCAUACACUCCGCAUCAUCACUAUCGACAAGUCCAGAAAAGGCGAGCCGUCAACCUACCGCACAUCCCCCACCUCAUCCAUCUUCGCCUGCCACUCCGCACGAUCUCAUCCCGGCGCAUACACCCACGCACUAGACGACCUCGUUGAGCACGUCGAGGACCUCCUAGACGAGGAGUGCUCCAUCAUCCUUCGGCCGGGCACGUCGGAGCAGCUCGAUCAGGCGCUCAAGCUGGAAGAAGGGGAAACGGUUGAGCUGGAAGAUAUCAGCCUCUCGCCCGAAGAUGCUAUCGAGGGGAGAAGGACUAUACUGCCGCUGGCGCUGGUACUGCUGUUGUCGAUCCCGGACCUGGCUGGACAUUUGGCAGAGAGGAAUGGAUUGGUGGAUAAGGGGGUAAUAGCGGAUAUGCUGCAUCAGCUGGUGGCGCUGUGGCCGGACGGAAAUCCGCCGAGGGCGGCGCUGAGGAGGGUGAACGAGUAUCUGAUGAGCAAGCGGGAGUGA